Molecule: messenger RNA, 471 nt
Organism: Cannabis sativa
Lineage: Eukaryota; Viridiplantae; Streptophyta; Magnoliopsida; Rosales; Cannabaceae
Exons: 1
Coding region: 1-471 (156 amino acids)
Source: RefSeq, a predicted model, not a curated record
AUGGCAAGUGGAGGAAUGAUCCCCUUCCAAGUUCCAAUGCUCACCAAGAGCAACUAUGACAAUUGGAAUAUUAAGAUGAAGACGCUACUAGGAGCUCAAGAUGUAUGGGAUAUUGUUGAGAAAGGUCAUAAGGAUAGCAAGACGAUGUUGCUCUUUCCCCAAGCUCAACGAGAUACGUUAAGGGAUUCAAGAAAGAGGGACAAGAAAGCUCUCUACCUCAUCUAUCAAGCGGUGAAUGAAGAUGCGUUCGAGAAGAUCUCAAAUGCAACGACGGACAAAGAAGCGUGGGAUAAGCUUCAAGCUUGCAACAAAGGAGCGGAGCAAGUGAAAAAGAUCCGUCUUCAAGUUCUUAGAGGUGAUUUUGAAACUUUAUUUAUAGAAGAUACUGAAUCAAUUUAUGAUUAUUUCACUAUAGCAUUAUCAAUUGUCAAUAGAAAAAAUUGUUCGUACUGUGAGUCCAACCUUAUUUGA